AUGAGCAGUGAUUCUCUGUUACCGUAUUACACGGCACAGAGCAGCUCUGCCGUGGGGCUCUUCAACACCGCCAUGGGGAAGCUGCAGCGGCAGCUGUACAAGGGGGAGUACGACAUAUUCAAGUACGCACCCAUUUUUGAGAGCGACUUCAUCCAGAUCACCAAACGGGGAGAGGUGAUUGAUGUGCACAACCGCGUCCGGAUGGUGACGGUGGGCAUUGCCUGCACCAGCCCCAUCCUCGCCUUGCCUGAUGUCAUGCUGCUGGCCCGGCCAGCCACUGGCUGUGAGGAGGAUGGCGGCCGGGCCCCCAGGGGAAGAGGCCGCAAGGCUGCCAAGACCUUAGAGCUCACCCGGCUCCUGCCCUUGAAGUUUGUCAAGAUCUCCGUCCACGACCGUGAGAAGCAGCAGCUGCGCCUGAAGUUUGCCACGGGCCGCUCUUGCUACCUGCAGCUGUGUCCCCCUCUGGAUGCCCGCGAAGACCUCUUCGCCUACUGGGAGAAGCUCGUUUACCUCCUGCGGCCCCCCGUGGACGGUAACAACAGCACCUACGCCAUUCCAGCUGGUGACAUGAUCUGCAUGCCUGUGUUUGAGGACCGGCAGGACAGGCCGAGCCCGGGACCAGUGGAUGUCGGUGGGAAGGGGGAUCAGGACCAGGUGAGCAUCAGGAGCCUCCACGUGUUCUCGGAGGUGUCUGGCGUCACCUCCGCUGCUUUUGCUGGUGGGGAGGGGAUCCAAAACGCCACCCACAAACCUACCCCGAACACAAAACCCGCAGAGCCUGCCACGAGGGCGGCAGUAAGGACGGUAACGAGCCCCACAGCAGGCACUGUGAGCGUGGCGGCCACCAAGGCUGCAGGACAGCAGCAGACGCACACAGCGAUAGCAGGAGCAGCCUCCAAGGACGCCAGAGGGAGCCGAAGCAGCCUCGCCAUUGCAGGCGCUGCCAACGUGUCCUCGCAGAGCAUCGAGGGGGCUGUGGCAGCGGCUGCAAGCAGGUCCUCAGAGCUCACCAGCCUCUCUCCGGAAGCCAGCACGAACGUGGCGAUUGCAGGAGCAGAGUCUGCGGGUGAGACUGGUGUAGAACCAGCUGACGAUCCAGCCGCAGAGCCUCUGGUCUCAGCCUUGCCCAGCGGAGGCAUCAUGAGUGGGGAGGAUGGAAACCAGCGAGGCCCCCAGCCCAACAUUGCAGCCCGCAGGGAGCGAAGGGCAAGGCGGGAGCGAAGGGAAAAGGGCACAGCGCUCAGUCGGAGGAGCUCCCGACACCGCGGGACGGGCAAGAGUCGCCACAAGACAGAAGGUGACAGGAUGAGCGGGAAGUCUUCUGGCCGGUCCAUAGGCAGCCGCAGAGCCACUAGAGAUGACCAAAAGGACAGAGGCCGUGGCAGCCCCGGGGGCAGCAGACACUCCUCGGCUCACAAAGGCGUCAGCCACACACCCAUCGCAAAGGAGUCCGGGAGGAGCCUCUCUGCCAGGAGUUCACGUUCAACGACCAAGAGCCUCAGCAGGAUCAGCUCUUUCCUGAGGAACGUCAGAGCCAGCCUGACCACGAGAACAGGGGCCUCACCUCGGGACAGAGGGGUGGACAUUCUGUCUCAGACGGUGGAGAAGAGGAACGUGGAGGCCAUCAUGGAGACAGCAGAGGGUGAGCAGGGACUGGAGAUCACGAGUACUGUGACGUCUGAGAUCAUGGAGACAGUGACCUUUGAAACCCACUAA
Messenger RNA from Trichechus manatus latirostris (Florida manatee), 1716 nucleotides. It is a transcript of the gene GARIN4, whose product is annotated as golgi associated RAB2 interactor family member 4. Lineage: Eukaryota; Metazoa; Chordata; Mammalia; Sirenia; Trichechidae. The transcript has a single exon. The record is from RefSeq and is a predicted model, not a curated record. Gene Ontology annotation, cellular component: nucleus. The coding region runs from base 1 to 1716 and encodes 571 amino acids.